Molecule: messenger RNA, 1012 nt
Organism: Daphnia pulex (common water flea)
Lineage: Eukaryota; Metazoa; Arthropoda; Branchiopoda; Diplostraca; Daphniidae
Product: INO80 complex subunit E-like
Exons: 5
Coding region: 149-835 (228 amino acids)
Biological process (GO): chromatin remodeling
Cellular component (GO): nucleus; Ino80 complex
Source: RefSeq, a predicted model, not a curated record
AACAUUUUUGCGUCGUCUGGUUCAAAGCUUCAAAAUCAUUGAUCAAAAUUCGGAAACAACUCCGUGAGUGACUUCAGACCUUGGAGAAUAGGAUUUAAAGUUCACAGUCUGACGCUUUCACGUCGUUGCAUAUUGCCGAGACGAACAAAUGGCUCACGAUAGUUUUGAUAACGAAGAUAUGGUAUUUAAGGAUAAGUACCGAAACUUGAAAAGGAAGCUCAAAUUUCUCAUCUAUGAAAAUGAAUGUUUUUCAAUGGAGAUACGUAACAUGGAAAAAAAACUUCUCAGGAUUCUCAAAGAUCGAACUUUUCUUCUUGAUAUGUUGACCCAGCAUGAGGCGGGGUCUCCUGCAUUUGAAUCAUCAGAUGAUGAUAUGACAGACUCAUCAGAUGGUGAAAUGAAAAUGCAGCACAAAAAUUCUGAUAGAAAGAAAAAAAUGAAAACAGAACGUGGGACCAAGAAAACCCCUGGCAUUCCAUCUAAACCUCGAAGGAAACCUCCCAGUAAAAUAGAAAAGAAAAACAGUGUUAAACCAGAAACAGUAGCAAGUUUGUUAAUGGAAGAUUCAUUAAGUUCUAAACAAGAAGUCACAAACAAGACUGGGCACAUGACUCCAGAAGAAGUUGUGAGACACUUGGAAUCAAGAAGAGCUCAACAAAGUCAACUGGAAUUUUCUUUUGCCCCUGACAAAGCUCCUGCUACAGUCCCAACUGAAAUGUUUAGCAAUGACAUGGAAAUAGGCGGUGGCAACUUCCGUGAAUUUCUGGACGAUAUUGAUACUUCGCCUAGUAACGGUGGAGAUGAGAACGUCACAAUUGAUAUGGAUCAUAACUAACCAAUAAAACUCAAAAUAUAUUUCAAUAAAACAAAUUGUUUCGCCUGAAAAAUAUUUGCUUAUCUAAUGAUUAACACCGUAUUAUAUUUUUUUUACAAGUGGUAUAAUGGCUCUGCUUGCUAUGUAAAGAUUUCCGAAUUUAGAAAGUGGAACAAGUUGAAGCAAAAUUGGUUCAAA